Labrus bergylta (ballan wrasse) is the source of this 693-nucleotide messenger RNA. The record is from RefSeq and is a predicted model, not a curated record. NCBI's taxonomy places the organism in Eukaryota, Metazoa, Chordata, Actinopteri, Labriformes, Labridae.
AAGUCUUUCUAAGUUUCCGCCGCAGUGUGAAGUUUUACUCUGAUGGAGUCUGAACUCAUGAAACUUUGUCGACAAUGAUUCUUCUUCUACGGACGCUUUUUGUGGGUCUGUGUGUGUCUGUGUCCGUCACUCUGAGGGUCUCAUCACGGGGCCCCCUCAACUGCUCACAACAGGGUUUGAAGUGUGACAUCAUGGAGACUAACUGUAUGGACAGGAGCUGGCUGGUUGUGAAUGAAUACACCCCGAGCGGUCCUGAGGAGCUGCAGGUUUCCGUGGAGACGAGGCGGGAUGAGGCGGGUCAGCUGCAGCCGUUCCUGCUCUCUAAGUGGAAGAUAAAGGAUGACGGUAGCAUUCGGUACCUGAACGCCACAGAGUUACACGUCCUGGUGCUGCCGACCAACGAGAACCGCUGUGUUCGGUUCUCUCUGACAGAAACUCUGCCCAUGAGGAGUCCGUCGGGGGAGAAGUGGGCGUUCUCUGCAGACAUGUUGGUGGUGGAGCCCGGUCAGAGUUACAAAGUCUCCGUCUUUAACAUCCCUAAACCAGAGUUAGGACACAGUUACUACGACGUCAGCGCCGACAUCUCCGUUCCCGGUUGUGAAGAUCCCAGGAUGAAGAUGACCCAGUUCUGCGCAGAGCGAGGUGAGUGAUUCAUCCUCCAUCAGACUGACUGGGUGUUAUAAACGGUGUGUA